AGCCCGUCGACUUAGGUCGAAACGGCUAGUCGGGUCGUGUCUGGUCUCGGGUCUAGCCUAGGCAAAAAGAGAGACGGCAGAAACUGACAGAAGAGAUGGCAAGACGCGCCCAAGACAACUGAAUGGAAAAGUGCGGGAUGCCGAGUUAUCGCUGGGAUCGGUGGAUCGUUGUGCUCCAAUGAGGUGGAUGACAGGACUGGAAGGUGCAACGCGCGAAUGGUGCACGAUGACAGCGAUGUCGACCACGGCUCGCGUCUCUGGUCGCAGAACGGCCCAGCUGCGAUUGACUCGAUCACGAUGUUGUCUCUCCAGGGAAGGACAAGGAGCAGGCGCAAGUACGGUACGGUGGAGAGUAUCUAGAAAACUGAUUAAGCCGUUUUGGGAUGGACAGAGCUUCGGCCCAGCCAACCAGGGAGGAUGCCGGCAUGAACAGACUGCAGACAGCAAUUUUAGCGCAAUGGGCCCUUUUGCGCCUCUUUCGCGAGGGUUUGCGCUCAAGGGCCUCCCCUCUGGGAAACCCCCAAGGCUCGAACCCAUUGACAAUGGGCCCCGCGUUGCUCAGAGCUUAAAAUCCCCUGACAGGGAGCUUUCUAGGGUAAGGCAUCGACAAGUCCCGCGAUGGCCUCUGGACCUAGGCGGUUGGAGCUUGGAAGGCGCCCCGAGGAAGAGCUGGUAUUCCGUGCUAGUACGAAUACACUGCCUCCAGGUGGUCCUUGGCGGAAACGGGCAGAAGCCAGUGAGUGGCACACGUCCCAACUCCCAUCACACCGGGGAAGCCUCCUAAAAGGCGACCCAGCGGCGUAGAGGGUUGGAUCCCUUGGCCGUGGAAACCCUAGUCUAGAUAUGCGAAUGCUGCGUCGCGUCUUCUUUUGCAGACGCUUGCAGUCUUCACAUGCUCCGG
Messenger RNA from Lasiosphaeria miniovina, 901 nucleotides. RefSeq lists its product as uncharacterized. Lineage: Eukaryota; Fungi; Ascomycota; Sordariomycetes; Sordariales; Lasiosphaeriaceae. The transcript has 2 exons. The coding region runs from base 179 to 784 and encodes 201 amino acids. The record is from RefSeq and is a predicted model, not a curated record.